Molecule: messenger RNA, 1353 nt
Organism: Hyposmocoma kahamanoa
Lineage: Eukaryota; Metazoa; Arthropoda; Insecta; Lepidoptera; Cosmopterigidae
Product: histone-lysine N-methyltransferase EHMT2-like
Exons: 7
Coding region: 1-972 (323 amino acids)
Cellular component (GO): nucleus
Molecular function (GO): protein-lysine N-methyltransferase activity; zinc ion binding; histone methyltransferase activity
Source: RefSeq, a predicted model, not a curated record
AUGACCGACACGGACGUAGAGAACUCGGCAGGUGAACUGCCUGUGGAAGUUUGCACUGAACAGUGCCAAAGCGCGAUCUCGCUCAACAUGCAGAUGGCGCUGCGGGCUAACGGCGGCCGAGGAAGGCAGCGAUUGCUUUGCAGCGACAUAUCGCGCGGUCGAGAGCCGCACCCGCUCCCCUGUGUGAACGAAGUAGACGACACGCCCUUGCCGGACGACUUUACGUAUAUUACCGCGCACGUGACUCCGCAGCCAAUCGCCAUCGACUGCACUACGCAAAGUCUGCAGGGUUGUUCGUGCACGUCCGGGGACUGCACGUCUGGGAACUGCGAGUGCGUGGUCCUGGGCGUUCGUCGGUGGUGGGUCCGUGAUCGGCUCAAGCCCGGCUUCCCUUACCACGACCCGCCUAUGUUAUUCGACUGCAACCAGACCUGCGGCUGUGACGCGAGGAAGUGCAAGAAUACAAUAAUAAGCCCGCUGUGCGUGCGCGGGUCGCUGUUCAUUCGCGCCCAAGUGUUCCGGUGCGGCGGCGCGCGGGGGUGGGGCCUCCGCGCCAUGGCGGCCGCGCCGCGGGGCACGCCCGUCGCCACCUACUGCGGGGAGCUGCUCAGUAUGGCCGACGCCGACUCCAGGACCAUGGACCAGUACAUGUUCGCGCUCGACGUCAAGCCGGACCUGCUCGAGCAAUGCUCCGAAAAGACGCUCCUUUGCGUGGACGCCGGCCGCUGGGGCGGUGCAGCCCGGUUUAUCAACCAUAGCUGCAGGCCCAACCUUGCACCAGUACGCGUCUUCACCAACACUAGAGAUCUGCGCCUACCUACUGUCACUCUCUUUGCUGCUCGUGACAUACGCAUUGGAGACGAACUUACAUUUGAUUACGGAGAAAAAUUCUGGUCAGUAAAGUCAAAAUGGAUGAAAUGCGAGUGCGGUACACCCGACUGCAGAUACACGGAACAGCAAACAGAGUCGUAAUCGACGUGGACGAUAAUUAAUUGAAUAAAAUUUUGUCAAGAUGUGGACAAAGCAGGCGGAGAAAUAAAAAAAGUGACGACAGUACUGGAAGAUAAGAUCGAUAAAUAUUUAAACUAACGCCGUCACGUUGAUAACUGCGUGUUACUACCAUUAUUGGUAGUACUGCAUUGACACUAGCGAAAUUCUUAUCACAGAAAGUUUUAACCAGUACAUCUCAGAUCUCAAAACACACAGUGCGCCGCAGCCCGCCACGGUUUUCGGACAAACUCACAAUAAAAUUAGUAUUUUUGUGUAACUGUUGUAAUUUAAGUUAUUUUUAAAUAGGCUAUAAUUUAAAUAAUAAUGAUAUUGUUAUGUAUAACAAUCGUGAAUGUAUACAGA